CCCUAUCCACACACACACACACACAUUUAAUUGCUUGGAAAACACUUCACACCAUGACAUAACAUCAUCAGUGAGCCUGAGACAGCUCUUUGUUGGAGCAUGGAUGUGAAUAUUCGUCUCAUUUGAUAUAAAUUGCAGCUUGUCCAGGUUUCGGAGUCAGAUCCAGUCGACUAAAGCGAGCGUUUGUCGAACCCUUACUGCGCAUUCCUGAUCCAGAUCUUAAGAUUUCUGCUGAGAAGUUGAACCGAUCGAUCGUAAGAAACAAAAAGACGAGUGUGAACUUCUUCGAUAUGGCCUUGGAAAAAUUUCUGACUCCACGCCUCUCUGCCACAUCUCUAAGCUGUGCUCUGGUGUGUGUUUUGUUGUGUCUUUCCCACCCGAGUCGUGUGUCUGCGAUGAAUCUCCAGCGUUUUAUCGGCUGUGCUGUCAGAGACUUCACCUUCGUGGCCCAGAAGCCCGGAUGUGGGAGACUGCAGAUCACCACUGAUGCCUGCUGGGGGCGCUGUGAGACCUGGGAGAAACCGAUCCUGGACCCGCCCUUCGUUGAGUCCCGUCAGCGAGUCUGCACUUACAACCACACCCGAUAUGUCACCGUGCAGCUGCCCAACUGCUCGUCCGGCGUGGAUCCGUACUACACCUACCCCGUGGCCCUGAGGUGUGAGUGUGGAGUGUGUGUGACCAGCACCACCGAGUGUAUCACCUCCGUCUGAGAGAGACAAGACAGCCAGCCAGACCAGGAGACGCGCUUUUCUCCUCUUCUUCUUUUCUUCUUUUGAGCUUUCCGUGAAUGAAAAUAUUAAAUUAGAAGCUGAUGCUGAGUGGACGAUGAGGGAGAUGAUGAGAGAGCUCUGAUGAUGAGAGGAUCGCAGUCUCUAUCAUCAGACAAUGGGAAUUACACGCAGGAUGCAUUAAAGGUGCGGUCUGUAACAUUUAAAGGUAUUUCAAGACCUGUAACAGGAUUCCCGUUUUUAAAGACUCCUUACAGAAUUUGUGAUUCAGAGUAUUAGAUUUCAGUGGAUUACUCUAGUGUCUUUAUUACAGGCUUCUGUUUACAUGCUUCUGGCCCUGAAAUUAGCUCCACCCCUGACCACAAGCUCUGUGUAAUCUGAUAUAUCUUGAAUCAUGAGCACACACACACACACACACACACAC
Messenger RNA from Hemibagrus wyckioides, 1152 nucleotides. It is a transcript of the gene gphb5, whose product is annotated as glycoprotein hormone subunit beta 5. Gene Ontology annotation, biological process: G protein-coupled receptor signaling pathway; regulation of thyroid hormone receptor signaling pathway. Gene Ontology annotation, cellular component: cytoplasm; extracellular region. The record is from RefSeq and is a predicted model, not a curated record. Bases 291 to 710 code for a protein of 139 amino acids. Gene Ontology annotation, molecular function: hormone activity. NCBI's taxonomy places the organism in Eukaryota, Metazoa, Chordata, Actinopteri, Siluriformes, Bagridae. The transcript is spliced from 3 exons.